This is a messenger RNA of Medicago truncatula (barrel medic), 2721 nucleotides long. RefSeq lists its product as uncharacterized. The coding region runs from base 596 to 2695 and encodes 699 amino acids. Lineage: Eukaryota; Viridiplantae; Streptophyta; Magnoliopsida; Fabales; Fabaceae. The record is from RefSeq and is a predicted model, not a curated record. The transcript has 5 exons.
CCCUACCUUAAUUCUGGAAUAAUCACUUCAUUCCCUACAAUUUCAACUCUUUAUGAUGCAGUUUGUUAGUCAAUAAAUAAUCACUUUACUCUAGCUCCAUUCUCCUAGGACUUCUUAAGUACAUACUACAAAGGUAACAUACUUACUUUAUCUUCCAAACUAUUAUAAUAUUAUCACAUUUGCUAAUUACCACUUUUUCCUUUCUCAUUUUCAAACUAGGAGUCCAAAUAUUACUUUACAGCACUGAUGUGACAGUAGCAGACUAACAAAGGAUCUAUAACCACACUAGCUAUUUUUUCCUAGGACUUCUCAAGUACAUGCUAAAAAGGAUGAAGAUGAUACAACAAGAAAGAAUAAAGCAUCUUUAAGAAGAUUGAGAAGAACAAAUUAUCUGAAACAAAGGAUCCAAAAGAGAGCCAAGCUUGACAUCAAUGUUACAAUCCAACGUACCCCUUUUGCUAAUAUCACUAACAAUAAUCUUCAAUCAAAUUUGCAGCAAUCAAAACAAGGCAAAAAAACUAAUCGGACUACUCAAAUCACUCCUUCAACCAGUAACUACACUCCUAAACAUCCAUUUAACAUAAACAUUCCAAACAUGUAUCGUGAUUCUUUUGGUGUCAUUGGUUCUGUGAUAAACAGUAACAUUCAGACACCAAUGGGGAACCAACCUGUUUUUUCACUUAAUGACAACACACCUCCACUUAGGCCAAUAUCAUUGUUCAACAGAAUACCUUAUGACAUAAAUACCAACGGAAAAACACCGCUGCCAACACCAAACAUUUUUUAUCCUGAAACUCUUCCAAAUUACACACAGCCAACGUCAUCAACUAAUUUUCAAAUGCCCAAAAGAACUCCAAAGUUAUUGAAUCAACAAGGAGUAAACUUGAUGAACAGGUUUUCUGAAGUUGACACAGACAAAGCUUCAUCUUCAGGAGUCAAUGAUCAAAUACCAAAUCCAAUUGGAAGUUCUGAUGAUGAUACAAGUUCUAUUGAUACUGAAGAACAAGCAGCCUUCAUGUCACAUCAUGAAUCUGAAUCUAACAGCAGUGAAGAUGAAGAUGAGGUUAUGUCAAUCAAUAACAAUACACAACUUCCAAAUUUAGAAGCAGGUUAUUCUGAUAUUGGUGAUCCUUCUUUUGAAUGUCGUAAAUGUGGUGCAUGCAUGUGGUACCAAGAACGUAGGAGGAAGUCAAGAGAAAGUUCUAAUCCUGAGUUUGGAAUGUGUUGUGGCAAUGGAAAAAUUCAAAUACCUUUCUUGCCAACACCUCCUCCGUUAUUAAAUGAUCUUAUGUUCAACAAUUAUUCAACUGAAAGCAAACAAUUUAAUCAGAACAUAAGAUUAUAUAAUAGCAUGUUUGCAUUCAGCUCACCUGGAUUUAAGGUUGAUAAGGGAGUUAUACCAGGGAGAGGUCCACCAACUAUCAGAAUUCAAGGCCAAUCAUGUCACCGAAUGGGAAGUAUGAUUCCUGCUGCUGGAAAGACUCCAAAAUUUGCACAGCUGUAUAUAUUUGAUACAGAUAAUGAAUUGCAAAAUAGAGUUCAAGGGAUAAGGAAUCCUAAUCUCAAUAUGCAAACUGUGUCAAAGUUGCAACAGAUGCUUGAUGACACCAACUGCCAUGCUAAAUCGUUUAGGAAAGCUCGUGAUAGAUUAAGGCAAGGCAAUGUUGAGAACUUAAAGUUAAAGCUCAUAUCAGAUAGAACAACUGAUGGAAGGAUUUAUAAUCAACCUACUGUCUCUGAAGUAGCAGCUUUGAUAGUAGGUGAUGUUGACUCUGCAGCAAGAAGAGAUAUAAUUAUGGAGAGGCAAAGUGGUCGUUUAGAAAGAAUUGAUGAGUUCCAUCCAGCAUAUCUUGCAUAUCAAUAUCCGCUGUUGUUUCCUUAUGGUGAAGAUGGAUAUAGAGAUGAUGUUCUUCACCGAGGCAUCGUUGCAGGUAAACAAUCAAAGAUGGAUCGACUAACAAUAAGAGAAUGGUUAACAUUUAGACUUCAAUCAAGGAAAACAGAAGCUAUGACAAUAUUGUGUGCAAGGAGGUUAUUUCAGCAGUUUUUGGUAGAUUGUUUUACAAUGAUGGAGGCUGAUAGAUUGAAAUGGUUGAGGAAAAACCAGUCCAAGUUAAGAGUUGGGAAAUACAGAAGUUUGAGUAACAACCAAGGCAAUGUAGAUGGCCAGACUAAAAAGCAGGGUAAGAGAGUUGUAUUGCCGUCAAGUUAUGUUGGUGGUCGUAGGUAUAUGGAUCAACUUUAUUUUGAUGGUAUGGCCAUUUCAAGUGAUGUUGGGUUUCCCGAUUUAUUUAUCACUUUCACGUGCAAUCCAAGUUGGCCUGAAAUACAACGCUUUGUUGGUGCAAAGGGUUUGAAACCACACGACCGACCAGACAUCAUAGCAAGAGUUUUCAAAAUUAAGUUUGAUGAACUUCUCAAUGAUUUGACAAAAAAACAUAUCCUUGGCAAAGUAGUUGCAUAUAUGUACACAAUUGAGUUUCAAAAGAGAGGACUACCGCAUGCUCAUAUUCUUAUAUUCUUGCACCCUUCCAGUAAGUAUCCUACACCAGAUCACAUUAAUCAGAUAAUUUCUGCUGAGAUACCACACCCUGAGAAUGAUAGAGAACUGUACAAAUUAGUUGGCACUCAUAUGAUGCAUGGACCAUGUGGUUUAGCAAAACCAUCAUCCCCUUGCAUGAAAAAAAAAAGAUAAAUGUUCCAAGUUUUUCCCGAAAAAGU